AUUGACCUAAGAGGCCGAAACUACAAAAUCAUCGAGUCAGAGAACUCACAACGCGUAAGUCAACCUCACACACACAGAGCCAGAGCCAGAUAUGGGGGUGACAAAGGAACAAGUGGAAUCUUCAUUGAAGUCAAAGAUGAAUCCUUCACAUCUCGAAGUAAUUGAUACAUCUGGAGGUUGUGGAGCAAGUUUUGCAAUUGAAAUUGUAUCAGAACAAUUUGAAGGGAAGAGGUUGCUGGAGAGGCACCGAUUGGUUAAUGGUGCUCUGGAAGAGGAAAUGAAGGAAAUUCACGCUCUAUCAAUAAAGAAAGCUCUGACCCCUGAGCAGUGGAAACAACAGCAAGAGCCUGAAAAAUCUAAUACUGCUGCUUAGAAUGUUGUUGUAAGUAGUCAAGACAUUCAGAAAGUUUCCUUCCCUCCACCAAGCAAAACGUCAUGGAAUUAUGAAUAUGUCUUGGGCUUAUUGAGACUUGGGACAAAGUACAUCUACCAAAAUUUUAUUUACCAUCAUUUUACUUGGUUUUUGUUUAAGAAUUUGUGAUGUGAUGUGCAUCAAGAAUUGCAUGGCAGAAGUGGCCCGAGUUUUUUAUUAUUUACAGAAUCCAACUGUUUUAAGGGUA
Messenger RNA from Quercus lobata, 620 nucleotides. Its product is annotated as BolA-like family protein. Gene Ontology annotation, molecular function: 2 iron, 2 sulfur cluster binding. Bases 92 to 373 code for a protein of 93 amino acids. The transcript has 3 exons. Gene Ontology annotation, biological process: protein maturation; intracellular iron ion homeostasis. Gene Ontology annotation, cellular component: nucleus; cytosol. Lineage: Eukaryota; Viridiplantae; Streptophyta; Magnoliopsida; Fagales; Fagaceae. The record is from RefSeq and is a predicted model, not a curated record.